Sycon ciliatum is the source of this 2181-nucleotide messenger RNA. RefSeq lists its product as uncharacterized. The coding region runs from base 114 to 1994 and encodes 626 amino acids. Gene Ontology annotation, biological process: DNA replication. NCBI's taxonomy places the organism in Eukaryota, Metazoa, Porifera, Calcarea, Leucosolenida, Sycettidae. The transcript is spliced from 4 exons. The record is from RefSeq and is a predicted model, not a curated record. Gene Ontology annotation, molecular function: DNA binding; nucleotide binding; DNA-directed DNA polymerase activity.
CGGUAGUCUCCUGUUGGAUCUGUGGUGAAGCGUUGGGUAGCGAUCGUGUACGUGACCACUGUCACAUCACCGGUGCUUACCGUGGUGCAGCACACAACCAUUGUAACCUGAACAUGCGGAUUGAGCCGUUCAAGAUCAAGAUUCCUGUGAUCUUUCAUAACUUGAAGGGAUACGAUUCUCAUCACAUCAUAUCUGCCAUUGGGAGAACAUCCACUGAUGAGAUUACGUAUGUGAACGAGAAAGGACAAGAACGGACCAAGCGUCUCGGUGCUAUCAAAGUGGUUCCCAUCAACAGUGAAAAAUAUGUCACAUUCGGAUGGAGACAGUUCCAGUUCAUCGACAGCCUGGCAUUCUUGAACACCUCCCUAGACCGGUUGGUUUCGGCUACACCACCAGAUGCAUUCGCCCUUCUAUCCGCACGAUUUCCAGACGAGGAUGAACGCAAACUGUUGACACGAAAGGGUGUCUACCCGUAUGAAUAUAUGGGGUCGUACGACCAAUUCGAAGAAACGCGUCUACCACCCAAGGAUGCAUUCCACUCAACGCUAACGAACAUGGGUAUCAGUGAUGAAGACUAUGCCUAUGCGCAAACAGUAUGGACUGCGUUUGACUGUGAAGAUCUAGGAGACUAUCACGACCUCUACCUGGAGACUGAUGUGCUGCUGUUGGCUGACGUUUUCGAAAACUUCAGAAGAACUGCUCACGCAACCUAUGGAUUGGAUCCCGCUAAUUACCUCACCUUACCGGGAUUUGCCUGGGAUUCGCUGCUGAAAAUGACGAAGGUGUCCCUUCAUCUCAUUUCCGACAUUGACAUGUUCAACUUCAUUGAGCAUGGCAAAAGAGGUGGCAUAAGCAUGGUGUCCGCUAGACAUGCCACCGCCAACAACAGAUAUCUAUCGGAGUACAAUCCAGACGAGCCGACAAGCUUCAUCCAAUAUUUAGAUGCGAACAAUCUAUAUGGAUGGGCCAUGUCUCAACCCUUGCCCGUGUCGGACUUCUGCUUUGAAGCAGUGACGGAUGAUCUUCUGGAGACGGUACUCGAUCAUCCAAUGGACUCUUCGACGGGAUACAUGGUGGAGUGCGAUUUAAGGAUUCCAGAUGGUGUGCAUGACAUGAUGAAUGACUAUCCGUUGGCUCCUGAGAAGAUGAAGGUGACACGAGAUAUGCUUUCUCCAUAUCAGACCCACAUGGCAGAGAAACUAAUGUUGAUGAACAAUGCUGUAUAUGGCAAGACCAUGGAAAACGUUCGAAACAGAGUAAACAUCAAGCUCAUUCGUGAACAGGAUGAAAAACCACGUCUCCAGAAAAGCAUCAACAAACCUUCGUACAUCCGCAGUGUAGCCUUUGAGAACGAUCUGAUAGCAAUCGAGUUUGCCAAGACAAAGGUGACUCUCAAUAAACCCAUUUAUGUGGGUACAGCCAUCCUCGAUCUGUCGAAGCACUUGAUGUAUUCCUUUUACUAUGAAGUUCUCCUACCCCGCUAUGGACAAAAUGUACGUUUGCUCUACACUGAUACUGAUAGUCUGAUCGUACAUAUUCAAACGGAUGAUCUGUACACCGAUAUGUCAAACAACAUAACAGCCUAUGACACAUCCAACUAUUCACCAUCCCACCACCUGUACAGCACGGUCAACAAGAAGGUGGUAGGGAAGUUCAAGGACGAACUAGGUGGCAAACCCAUCAAGGAGUUCAUUGGUUUGCGGAGCAAGAUGUACGCAUACCGCUGUGAAGACAACGACGACAAUGGCAAGCGUGCCAAAGGUGUGCAGAGAAGCGUGUUGAAAAACACCAUAACCGUCGAUGAUUAUCGAACAUGUCUCGUCGAGGAGUCUCAGCUGAAGAGAACAAUGAAUGUUCUUCGAAGUCGACGACAUUGCAUUCACGGAGAGGAGCUACACAAGAUUGCCCUCUGUGGAUUCGACAGUAAGCGUUACAUUCUGGAGGAUGGUAUCAACACCCUGGCAUUCGGACACAAGGAUAUUCCAAAGCACUGAGGGAUUUCCACACAUACUAGAGCAUAUGUCAUAUCUUCUCAUGAAAUACAUUGUAAAUACUAUGCGAUUCAUAAUAUUCACGUUAAUCCAAAGCAUGAGCUACAUUGUACAUAUGAAAUGCUAAUACUUUUUGAGAUCAUUCACAUCCUUCUUUGUUAACCAGGUAUGGAAUUUUUCGUCUUGAUAA